Messenger RNA from Lachancea dasiensis, 2451 nucleotides. Lineage: Eukaryota; Fungi; Ascomycota; Saccharomycetes; Saccharomycetales; Saccharomycetaceae. The record is from the annotation of a GenBank genome assembly.
AUGCCCACUAACGAUCCGAAUAGUGAUUUUACUCAAGCAAGUAACGACGCUAUAAAUGAAUUGGGCUUGUCCGACUUUGAGGAAGUAGGAGCAGACGAGUCGAGAAAGCGACAAAAAAGACCGGGCUUCGCCUGUGUGCGUUGUCGCAGACGCCACGUUAAAUGCCCUGGUGGUAGUCCAUGCACCAAAUGCGCUUCAGCAAAAGUUGCAUGUGAGUAUCUGGAGCCUAACAAGAAGUUGGUGGUCUCCAUGAAGUAUCUCCAAAAACUGCAGUCCGAUUUAGUUGACAUGAAACGGGAAAUCCUGAGAUUGCAAUCCACCAAGAGUGAAGUAACACCAUCCAGAACAUCUAUAGAUGCGAGUAUGGAGUCUACCUCCAAUAUCAAGCUUCACAAAAAUUCGGACGAGUGUAAUACGGACGAGGAAGAAAUUGUGCCUAACUUUGCUGAGAGGAGGGGGCGACUUGUGGCCUCGAGGACAGGCCAACGGUACUUUGUGGGCUCUUCCUCAAUGACUUUAUUUGGAAUGGAGAUCCAGUCACUCAUCCCGGAGCGUUUCAGCAGAAAGAUGAAAAAUGGAUUUUACAAUGCCCUUGAGCAAGAAGUGCGAGAGGUGUCUAGUACAAAACCGAUUGACGAGAUUCUUCAAGAAGAAGGGAAUGCUUACAAGAUUAUUCUGACUAAGAACGACGGGAAUGAUGACAUUAGUGUAAAUUUUACCCUCCCGUCGUAUUCAUAUGCUGUUCUACUGGUAGACACUUUCGUUACUUAUAAUGAUGGGUGUUUUUAUUUCUUCAAUGAGGGAAUUGUGAAAAAGCAGCUGAACAGUGUUUAUGAGGGCUCAGCGAACUUUGAAGAUCAUACUUUGCAAACGAUUUGGUUUUGUAAAGUUCUCCUCAUAUUUGCCACGGGCGAAAUGUACCUUGGUAUCGCAAAUAAUUCAAAUGGAACAAAACCUUCAUCAAAAGAAGGACCAAAGUUACCGGGAUCUGGAUUUUUUGAACAGGCGUCAAAUAUAUUCAGCUGCUUGUUUUCUAGCGGUCGCAUCGAGAAUGUCACGAAACUAGGAGGGAUUGAGGUGAUGCUGCUGUAUGCUUUCUACUUACAAGUAGCGGACUGUACAGUGGCGUCUUAUUUCUAUUUCGGGCAGGCUCUACGUGCUUGUCUUAUAAUGGGCUGGCAUGUGGACGCUCAGAGAGAUAGCAUUACACGAUUUGAGCUAGAACACCGCCGUCGCUUGUGGUGGACAAUUUACAUGUUUGAAAGGAUGCUCAGUAGUAAAGCAGGUCUCCCGUUGAGUUUCACUGAUGAAAGUAUCACCGCAGGACUGCCAGAUGAUUUUAACAUGUCGUCCCCUCCUCCUAAAUGCGAACACUACAUUUUUCCUGAGGCAGAGUUUAUCACUAACUGUGUUAAAAUUACUCAGAUUAAUGCCGUUAUUCUGAACAAGCUGUACCAACGCUUACCAGGUUCAAAUAUCUUGCCGAUUUUGAAAGACAUAGUGAUGCAACUCUUGGACUGGAGAAAAACUCUUUCCAGCUUUCUGCAAGUGGACUUCAAGCAAAAAGAUCUCAGAAUUUCGAGGUUAUGCACAAAUAUUUUUACUGAAUAUUUUCAGGGUAUGAAUUUGGCAAUUCGACCCCUCCUUUUUCAUUUUGCCUCCAUUAAGCUGAAGGCGCUGGACACGUCCGACACUUACGUCAAUUUACAAAACUACUCACCAACCAUAUCUUCACUGCUUAAUUGUUCUUUACAGGCCUCAAUGAAUACAAUAAGGUCAUUGUGGUAUCUAAAGCAGCAGAAUAUGGUAGCAUUGUUUGGAUACAUGGAUCGUGAAUAUCUGUUCACUUCAGCUUGUACAUUAGUUCUUUUCAACACAGCAUUUGGAGUGUACGAACAAACCUCAGAACAUCUGAAUCAUGCGUUGCUGAUAUUCACCAAAAUGCGAAAUUUGGGUAACAAACCAGCUGGUCUGCGACGUGCACAAGUUCUGAAGCUAAUGUACAACCUGGACUUUCAGGGGACGAUGAAAGAAUUGAUUGAAUGUCACUAUGAUGACGUACGCCCAGAUGUACAGUUUGAGCAUCGCCACGAUCGUGAAACCGAAAUCAUUUCAGUUCCGUCAACCAGUUCAGCGAAGGCCCUUGAAUUGGGUUCAGAUAAUUUAGAAAAGGAAAGAGCUCCGACAGAUACAAAGACAGACGCUGCUGUAAUUGAAACAAAUACAAAUUCAUUCGAGCCUCUCUCUCUCGAAACGAAUGGCGAGAUACAAAAGUUCUUGGAUGGUUUGGAAAACGUAGGCGCCUUCGAACAUGAGCUGUGGAAUGACAUUUCCAAUCAAGCCGCAUGGCUAGGAAACGCUACCGAAGCAUCAGGCUCAAUGGGUGAAGAGAGUAUUUUUGGAGAUUUAAAUGCUAGUCUUUUCAGUGGAGACGUCGGACCCAACUGUUAG